Messenger RNA from Eurytemora carolleeae, 5036 nucleotides. RefSeq lists its product as uncharacterized. Gene Ontology annotation, cellular component: cytoplasm. The record is from RefSeq and is a predicted model, not a curated record. Gene Ontology annotation, molecular function: signaling receptor complex adaptor activity; kinesin binding; JUN kinase binding. Gene Ontology annotation, biological process: vesicle-mediated transport. Lineage: Eukaryota; Metazoa; Arthropoda; Copepoda; Calanoida; Temoridae.
GUGGAGAAGAGAAUCAUAUUGUGAUGAAUGAACGGGUCCAAGCUCUGGCAGGGAGUAUUUAUGAGGAGUUUGAAAAGAUGAUUGGUAAAUAUGAUCCGGACGUGGUGCAGAACUUGAUGCCGCUUAUUGUAAAUGUUUUAGAAUCUUUGGACUUGGCGUACACUGAGAGUCAGGAACUUGAGGUGGAAGUCGAGCUCCUUAAAGAGGAUAAUGAACAGCUGGUGACACAGUACGAGAGAGAGAAACAGCUCAGAAAAUGUUCAGAGCAGAAGAAUCUAGAGAUAGAAGAUCAUUUCGAGGGGGAGCGGAAGGAUUCGAAUUUAAAAAUUGAGAGUCUCACAUCCAUCGUGAAAAUGUUCGAGCUCAAAGCAAAAAAUUCACAGGACCAGAUUGGAAGAUUAGAAGAAAAAGAGAAUGAGCAGAAAAAAGAAUACACAAAGCUUCAUGAAAGGUACACGGACCUAUUCAAGACGCACAUGGACUAUAUAGAGCGGAGCAAGGUGAUGGCAGGGGACAGAUUAGAUCUGGGAACUGCUAGGAAUCGUUUACCUAACAUGAGUCUUAAUCCUCUAAACAGAUCCUCUGGACCGGUUUCAUAUGGAUAUAGCGAACUAGAAAAUAAUAAUGAGAUAUCUCUGAUGAGCUGUGAUAUGGGACUGGAGACCCCUAUUGUUGAAUACUCCUCUACUAGUAUCAAGAAAGAGCUCCAUACCCCGGGAGAAGGAAUGGCGAACAAAAACCGGCGGCAAAUGGUUGAUAAAGGUCAGAUUACGGAGGAUAUUCUUCAACAAAAUCCGGAGAUUGCAAUUCAGGAAAACGCGCAAAAUCCGGAGAAUGUUGAGAAAAAUGCGCAUCUUUUGGGCACCAGGAGUGGCACUGAGGGGGAUCUGGGCACAAGUGGUUGGGUUGAAGGACUGAGCCCGGAGAUGGAUGAUUCAUCAAGCAUUGAACUAGCCCAGGAUGUUUCUAAGGACGGAAGUAUUGGUCCUGCAACCCCAGUUUCUCCCUCUACACCUAUUCCUUGCUCAACCCAUACUAAAUCGGAGAAGAGACUUGGAAAUAAUCUAUACCAAGAAUUAAGUUUCCAGGAUACUCAGGUUCUUGGCGAGGUUGAUGAGGGUGCAGAUCUAACAGGAGGGUUUGUACACCCAGCAGAAUUUGCUUCAUCUGCUAAUGACAACUACUACGGUAUGGGUAAGGAGGUUGAGAACUUGAUUAUGGAGAACAACGAGCUCCUCGCCACCAAAAACGCGCUCAACAUCGUUAAGGACGAUCUCAUCGCUAAAGUUGACGAGUUGACAGGAGAGCAUGAGAUUCUUCGUGAGGAGGUUAGGAGUCUUCAGGAGGUGCGAGCUAAGCUCCAGGGGAGGGUUCAGGAGCUAGAGGAGGAGCUCAAGGUCAUCAAGGAGGAGGAGAAGGGGAAGAAGGAGAAGGAGGAGGAGCAGGAAGAUGUCCCGAUGGCACAGAGAAAACGUUUCACAAGGGUUGAGAUGGCACGUGUUUUGAUGGAACGGAAUCAGUACAAGGAACGAUUUAUGGAACUUCAGGAAGCUGUUAGGUGGACUGAGAUGAUUAGAGCUUCUAAAACAGAUUCACCCAUCGACAAGAAGAAUAAUAAAGGAAUAUGGAAAUUUUUCAGUAAUCUAUUCAGCGGCACAGAGCGACCCAAUGAUCCUUUAUCACCUUACCUUAACAUGACAUAUUCAAACAGUGAGGAGAAUCUUGGUCCCCUGAGCACCAUGAGAAACCGAAACACUGCAGAGAGGAAGGCGGCUAGGGGAACAGAUCUCUUUGAUGGAGAAUCAGUAUGGUGGGAGACAUCUGAUAUACUGAACGCUCCUUUUCCAGCUCCUUUCCACCCUCCCUCUCUCACCCUCCUUGAUCCAUUACCCCCAUCAUUAUUAACCCAUCCUUCAACACUAAACUGUUCUCACUUGAACUUUAAUACUAGAGAGUUGUUUGAUUCUGGUCUAGAAGAUCAAACAAACAUAACCCAAAAUAACACUGUUUUAGAAUCAAGUAUUUCUUUAGAAAAUGUUAGUAAGGAAACCAAUAAGAUAGCUUGUCUAAACUGCAAUACUGAAUCUACAUCAGGGCCUUCUACACCGCCGGAAAUAGAACUUAGCACUCAGUUUGAAAGUAGAAGAAGUAAACUAGACAUUUGUUGGUUUCAACCCUCUGACAAGCUGACCGCUAGGAGGGCACAGGAGAGGAAGGAACAAUAUAAACAAGUUAGAGCACAUGUCAAGAAAGACGAUGGGCGGUUACAGGCCUAUGGUUGGUCUUUGCCUGCUAAACCUGCCUCUACCCUACCUAAACCUGACGAGGAGCAGAACAGAUCCACUGUUCCUGUCCCUGUUCCUGUCUACUGUAGACCCUUGACUGAGAAGGAACCAGGAAUGAAAAUAUGGUGCGCUGCAGGGGUCAACCUUACAGGAGGAAAAACUAAAGAUGGCGGAGAGAUUGUUGGUGCAAGCGUGUUCUAUUCCUCGCCACCAGAAUCUGAGACGCGGCAUCCAGUGCACGAGGAAGACGAGGUCUCCAAACUGGAUCAAGAAUUAAAGGAUGGAGAAAGCUUAUCACAGGAAUCUGCAAAAGCAGAGUUACAAUUGUCAUCACUAGUAUGGAUAUGUACAUCCACGCAUAGCAUAAGUAAAGUAACAGUAAUAGAUGCAAACAACCCAGCAGAUGUUCUAGAAUCUUUUCAUGUCUGCUCAUCACAUCUUCUCUGUAUUGCCAGUGUCCCAGGGGCCAAGGAGGAUGAUUAUAUCGUGGACCCUGAUCUGAAUAAGGUCCGUGUAGAGGAGUCCAUCACAAACCCUGUAAAGGAUCCCUCGAAAGACUCAGAAAAAUCAAGCCCGGACGAUUCUCCUCAAAAACCCCUCGGCUCUAUUAGUUUUGUGUCGAGUGGUGCUGGAGAGGGCGAGGGAAGUAUAGAGCACCCUCUUCAGCAGGAUACUGUUGAGGAAGAUGUAAAACCUAGGCUCACUCGUGAAAGAGCAGUGGAAAUGGGACGGCCGGGAUUGCAUCGUCGGCUAGAUGUUUAUAAACUGGAGGAUGCCGCUACUAACCUUCAUACCCUUCCCUUCAUUUCUUAUAACACUGUUAACAUUUCCAGGGACCUAGACAGUACCCAGGAUCAGAUAGAGACUACUGAAGGUUCACCAGCUGUACAGAGAAUAUUCUCGAAAGAACAAUCAGCGGCUGUUAAAGAUGGUCUAGCAGAAGUAUCCAAGGACAAUGAAUACGCGUAUUCUGAAGUAUCUAAGAUGUCUAGUGUACAACCAACAAUGUGGUUGGGAUCUCAAUCUGGAUCUAUUUAUGUACACUCUGCUGUAUCUCAAUGGAAACGAUGUAUUCACUCAAUUCGACUCAAGGACUCAGUUUUAUCAAUUGUUCAUGUGAAGGGAAGAGUACUGGCAGCACUGGCAGAUGGUACUGUUGCUAUUUUUCAUCGAGAUUCUGAGGGUCAAUGGGAUCUCAGGAUAGAAUACAGAGUUCAUGUUAUAGAUCCCAGACUAAUGAGUGUCGAGGCUUGUUUUGAUGCUCAUCCUAGAAAAGAAAGCCAGGUUCGACAAAUGGCCUGGGUCGGAGAUGGAGUUUGGGUUUCUAUUCGACUUGAUUCCACUCUUAGGCUGUAUCAUGCACAUACACAUGAACAUCUUCAGGAUGUUGAUAUUGAACCCUAUGUUAGCAAAAUGUUAGGAACUGGUAAACUGGGAUUCUCUUUUGUGAGAAUAACUGCUCUCAUGGUAUCAUGUACUAGGCUGUGGUUAGGAACUGGGAACGGAGUGAUUAUUAGUGUACCACUAUCAAGUCCAGAUCUUGGCCGGUCAACAUCUGGUAAUCUCAUUGCUGAUGUAAUUGAGAAGAGUAAACCUGGAGCACCAGUCAGAGUAUAUGCUGAUACUAAGGAGCGUGUUACCCCUGGAAGUUUUAUUCCCUACUGUUCUAUGGCUCUUGCUCAGCUCUCCUUUCAUGGACAUCGGGAUUCUGUCAAGUUUUUUGUCUCAGUUCCAGGACAUGGUGGUCUGUCAGUAUCUGGUGGAGAGGGGGAGAAGAUUGAUUCAAUGCUGGUGAUGUCAGGGGGAGAAGGUUACAUUGAUUUCAGACUUGUUGAAGAUGGAACAGAACAUGAUUUUGAUUCUCAUAUCAUGGUCUGGCAUCUAGAGGGAGGAGAAUCAAGUAUAGCACCAGGAUCUCCAGUCCAUCCCUCCCCUCUCACAUCAAUGUCAUCGUGUUCGGUAUCUAUGAGAGGUGUGUCCCUGGGAUCAAGUUCUAUUGAUCUGGGUCCAACUCCGGGGUCAGGGAUGGGAUUAGACUCAAGGUCUCAGUCCUAUCUUGAAUCAGAUAGUGAAACUGAGACAGUGAAUCAGGGGAAGAGAUCUGUGAUCUCCCAUGAGGACCCGGAGAUAGAAACAGGAACAGAUCCUUUACAGUGGAGCAGAGAAGUUGAGAGUAUGAUCAACAAUCCUCCUCUUCAGACCUUCCAGAGCUUUAAUCUCCAGGCAGAUCCGUCCCUUUCCAGUUGGGUUCUUCCUCAAGACCGUUAUCCGGAGGAUCUUUCGCAGAAGCAUUAUCAAAACACUCACUGGGAGGAACAUAAUCAGGAAAUUCAUCCAGAAGAACCUUAUCAAGAGCAACCUUUCUCUAUUCUUCAAUCCCAACCCUCCCUUCCCAUCCAUCAAAGUGUCAGGCGCGAAAGUAAGGAACGACAGAACGGACGAAGUACCGAUUCUCCGGGUGGUGCUCAGGACACCAGCUCUAGAUCUUCUCUUUACUCUGAACCCCUAGAAGAUUUUACUCAGCAGCCAUCCAAGAGAGAUACAGGGGAGCCUGGUGUAGAGGUAGAUAAUGUUGUUGAACCUGAACAUGAAGCUAAAGGAGAUAGAAGCCAUCUAGUAGUCUGGCAAGUGGCUCUACCAAACUCAAAACUAAAUCCUUCUCUUUUAUUCUAAUCCAGGAUAUUAUUGGUUAACACCGCACUUUUCAGGGUUUUAACUUUCUCUGUAACUCCCCCCCUCCCCCCACUUUUA